This is a messenger RNA of Baudoinia panamericana UAMH 10762, 1225 nucleotides long. RefSeq lists its product as uncharacterized. The record is from RefSeq and is a predicted model, not a curated record. NCBI's taxonomy places the organism in Eukaryota, Fungi, Ascomycota, Dothideomycetes, Mycosphaerellales, Teratosphaeriaceae. The coding region runs from base 123 to 800 and encodes 225 amino acids. The transcript has a single exon.
CGCUUAGUAUGGCUCUACGUAGGACUGAACUUCCUGGACAUGGUCGUGCCAGUGAAACAGCCCCAUGUUAUCGUCCUGACCUUCUGACACCCCCGCAUGCUGUUGGGUAACAAGGUCACGGUAUGGAAACUGACGAGCAAACACCGACCAGCCCCAAGCGAGACUUCGAGACAUCUGAUCUCUACCGAGGCGUCUACGACUACGUCAAGCAGUACAUGUCCCGCUAUGACAUGUCUCACGACUUCUGUCAUGUCCAGCGCGUCGUAGCACUGGCAAAGCACAUCUUGGCCAAGGAGCAGAACGCGCAACCAUGGAUGAAGUAUCACAAGCAGGCGGUCAUCUUGGCCGCCCUCCUCCAUGACGUUGGCGACAAGAAGUACGCUCAACCUGGCGAGAACGCGGAGCACCUUAUCGAAAACUUACUGGCCAAUCAUGGUUGUCCGCCACGCUUCGUAAGUAAGGUGGCGCUAAUUGUCGAGCAUGUCUCCUACUCGAGUGAAAUGAAGCGGCCUCAGCUGGUGAAGGCCCUCAUAAGUGCUCAUCCAGAGCUGGCUAUUGUGCAGGAUGCUGACCGGCUUGACGCCAUCGGCGCGAUUGGCAUUGGCAGGACGUUCGCUUACGGGGCGGCGAAAGCUGCGGAAAGGGGCAUGCAGGGUAGCAUUGACCACUUCACCGAGAAGCUGGAGAAGCUUGAGGGUAUGAUGAAGACUGAUGCGGGCAAGCAAAUGGCCGCAGAACGAACGCGGCGUCUAGAGCAGUUCAGGCAGUGGUGGGAUGAAGAGCAGAGCGUAGUCUUGUGACUGACUGGGCUUGUGCCCCCUGCUUUAAACGCGCGCCAUUUCCUCAACGCCCGGCAUGCUCCCUAUCAACACGCUGACCAUCGACUGAGCUUGCCGCAGACGAUCUGACUGUCGGACUCAGAUCGAACCAAAACCAACAGUCUGUGUAAGCCUGUCCUCUGGCUAACGACCCGCAAAGGAAGUUGAUCUUAGGUUUAUCGAGACCGAAGCCAGAGGGGUCUCCUGUUGCCGAAGAAACAGAUUGCUUUGAUGUUAGUCACUCCGGUAUGGUCUCGACAUCUGCUCACCUGCUGUCUGAAAACCUGCGGAUGGUCAGAUGAACGUUUUCAGAGAUACGUGCUGCGAUGCCAGCGAAACCCGAGCUUGGUUAAGUAGAUACCAUCUCAGAGGCAGAUGCAGUCUUCACUUGAUCUGGCACGUUACGA